CCUCUUAUCAGUGUGAAAGUGCGAAAGCGCAACUUUUCUUCGCUGGGACGAACCGAAGCAGUCGAACGGUUAGUGUUCCAUAGAUCGGGGAUCAGUUUUUGCCCCCAAUCGCCAUAGCCAUCGUCGGGUGGUUCGCCGUUUGAUUCCGUUUGCCGAGCGGGUUGGACCGUGCCUCGAGUGUGGCUCUGAAGAGGAGGAAAUUUUGAGGAGCCAAUUCUGUGGUGGGCAUUUUGAAUCGGUUUAGUGAGUUGUGCUUUUCACCUGUUGCGUGCUGUGGAGGAAGCUCGUCAAUUAACUGUCCUGCAGCGGAAUCGCGGCGUGGAGGCGUGAAGGAAUAAAUUGCCGGUUCAUCGCAUUAGCCGGAGCGUCAGCGUUGCCGUGAAGUGAAGCCUUUCCACCGAGGAGCACAUAAGACCGUAAACGGUUCAGCACCUGAGAAAGCCACUGUCACAUUUCGUGAUCUCUCCUUCCGGCACCGCAACCCAAGCGAGGAAAAAUGCUGUCCAGCAGUAUGAGCUCGAGGCAGAUUCUGCUCGUCCUGGCCCUGUUGCUGUGUGUUGUCAAAUUGACCACCGGUCGACCACAAAACGCAAUCGACAACCAGGAUGCCCCCGAGAUAAAUCUGAACGAGCUGCGGAAACUGUACUCGAACUACAACCCGUACGUGUCGAACUCGCUGGAUGAUUACGGGCUGGAUCGGUUACAGUUGCAGCUGCUGGCCCAGUACGCCCAAAGCAAUGCCAUUGGCGGAGCGGGUGGCUGGGACCAGCUGUACCGUGCCCCGGAGAUGAAGCGUCAGAUCCGGUAUCGUCAGUGCUACUUCAACCCCAUUUCCUGCUUCAAGAAGUAAGCGGCGAUCGUCCGCACCGAAAAGCAAAGCCCACACACAAACUCAUCCGCCCCCGCGAACUUUCGUUUUGGGAUUGUGUGCUCCUGUGUUUUCUCAUCAUCCGUUUGUAAGAACUGUUCGUGACACUUUUACCUAUCUUGUUAAGCACCCCGCUGGCACUGCUGGGAAGGACGUCCAAAUGGCAUUCCUGGAGGGUAGGCCCCCACAUAGCGAAGCAUGGCGCUCACACCACCAAAUGAGUCCACCUUAACCUGCACCUAGGCGUAAGAUAACAUGCGACCAACAACACCUUCAAUAAGAUCUUCUCCAGCAUACCGGAAGGUCUAAUUAGAGCCAAUCGACUGAAGCGUCAUCGUUUCGUUUCGUUCUGUGUUAAACAAAGACAACAUGACUAAUCACAACUUAAUAAUGGCAUCAAGGCGUCGUAUAUCUCUGUAAAUGCUAGUCAGUCAGUGCUACCCGGAAACGGAUUGCCGUUUCUCUUUGAUGAAGUAAAAUCGUACAUUAUAAAGGAAAUCUGUACUAAUAAGAACAUCACUUCAUUUGGGAUUGUUUGUAAAUUAUUGGACAUAUACUGUGGGAUGAUACAAUUAAAUGUAGGAUCUCAUAUUGAAAGAAGUACAUUUUUAAAUUGCUACUAUCAUCGUUAAGCUAAAAAGUUCUAGUAUUCUUAGCGAGAGGAAGCAAAAUGAGAUAAAUAAAAUAUUUUUGUUAGCAAUUAAAGUACUGAAUCCGAAACGAGUGUUUCACUUUCUUGCAAGACGAAGGAGAAACUGUCCCCAAAUAGGAAAUCCUCUAUUGAAGACGACAUCACAGAUUUCGGUUUCCGAUCUUCAAUAAACUCCUUCGCUUCAUUAAACAUUUUGGUACAUUUUGAUUUGGUAAUAUGAUAGCAACAUUGCAUUGAGCGUGGCUUGAUGUGGAUAGGCAAUGACGACAAUAGAAUCCCGAUGCUGAUGUAAGACAUGUAAUCAUCAAGGUGAGGAAUUGGAUAAUGUGCAAUUACAUACACAGG
Messenger RNA from Armigeres subalbatus, 1865 nucleotides. RefSeq lists its product as uncharacterized. The record is from RefSeq and is a predicted model, not a curated record. The transcript is spliced from 4 exons. NCBI's taxonomy places the organism in Eukaryota, Metazoa, Arthropoda, Insecta, Diptera, Culicidae. The coding region runs from base 497 to 850 and encodes 117 amino acids.